AUGCCUCCUCUAGAAAUGUCUCAGAGUACAUGCGCCUAUAUUUAUCCUGCGGCAGUUCAAUCGUACAAGCACUUUAUAGAAGUAUACCUUCUAAAAGAGCUAAGUUCGUACGAGCCACAGGAGUCAGAUACCCUUCAACUUGCCUUUCAGGUACAGGGAAUAAACCCAGUCUAUCUUCCUGACUCGUACGACAGGCCUCAGUCAACCAACGAUAUCCUGCAGCACUUUGAAGGGAAAAAUAGCAAGGGAAUCUUUGUUAUUAUUACCAGAACUGUCUCUGACCCCUCUGCUGCACCUGAUGCAGAACCAAAGGCAAAACAGACAAAAAGAACAACCAAGCGUCAAUCCUCCGUACGAGUAUCUAAGGUCAAGCAGGAGCCUGAGAUCAAGCAAGAACCUGAGGUAAAGCAGGAGCUUGAACAGGAUAUAACUGUACAAGAUAAAAAUCUUAAAGUGGUUCCUGGGCCUGCUAUACGGAAGAAACGCUCAUUUUCGGUUGCAUUAAAAGAGAAGAAGGAGCCUGAUAGUGAUACUCAGGAGAAGGAUACAGAGCAGGAAUCAUUAGAGUUGCUAUUUGUCCCUGAGGAGAAGGAUGGAGUGGCUUAUCGUACAAGAAAGCGCCAUAUCCUCCAGCAGGAGGAUAUUGAGCGCUCUGCAGAGUUUGGCAUUCCAGUUUAG
Messenger RNA from Aspergillus nidulans FGSC A4, 678 nucleotides. RefSeq lists its product as uncharacterized. The coding region runs from base 1 to 678 and encodes 225 amino acids. The transcript has 2 exons. Lineage: Eukaryota; Fungi; Ascomycota; Eurotiomycetes; Eurotiales; Aspergillaceae. The record is from RefSeq and is a predicted model, not a curated record.